UUUGUACUGGCCCCCGCUGCGAAGUUCGAUUUCUGGAGUUGGGGCCGCUACAGCUCCUCAUUUUGUUUUCAAUCUGUUUAUUUGGAGGUGCUAGUACACGACACUCCUUCGUGCCUGUGUGUACCCACCGGCCCUGAGGCACUUCGCAGCGAGUUCGUGCUGCACCUGGUCCUGUAUCUCCUGAAUCGUAAACCUCUUAAUUCCUUCUACGUCUUUGCCGUCGUUGGCGAUAACUGUUCCAACUCUGUUUACUCUCGUCCUGCUGCUUCUGAGUCCUCGUUGAUAACAAAACGCCUGACGUUCUUUCCUCGCCAAAAUCGUCUACUCUCGCCCUCUAGCUGCAACUGAAUUCUCGUUUCACAAAACAGCAGAAAUCGUCUACUCUCAACCUCCUCUACCUAUGCCUGC
Molecule: messenger RNA, 408 nt
Organism: Geodia barretti
Lineage: Eukaryota; Metazoa; Porifera; Demospongiae; Tetractinellida; Geodiidae
Source: the annotation of a GenBank genome assembly